AUGCCUCCCGUGACUCCCUCAAAGCGAAAACAGACUGAGACGAAUUCUAGUCCCCGGUUGCCUCGCAAUGCUAAACGCGAGAAGAAGAUCAAUGAGGCAAAGCGUGACCCUGCUCAUAAGCUGUUCGAGGGUGUACACCGAUGUUUCGGAUGCCAGAAGGCGGACAUAGAAUGUGUGGUGUUGCCAACAUAUAACAAAUGUGUAUGUUGUGCUGGCGAAUGUUCUUUUGCUCCUUCGGCAGAGACUAUGGCGGAGAUGCUCUGUCUUCAGUCAGCUGCUUCGACAAUUCGGGCUGUGAUGAGCGUCGUGGAAUCUGAUAAGACGGAUAAAGCGACUAGGAAGGCUGCAGCAGAGAGGGUAAAAGAAGCGAUGGAGUUAGUGGCAAGAGUAGCUGUUCGGUCAGGUGGAGUACUAGAUAAAAGAGGGAAGAAAGUAUACGCUAAGAUUCCUGACAGUCGAUAG
Molecule: messenger RNA, 462 nt
Organism: Tremella mesenterica DSM 1558
Lineage: Eukaryota; Fungi; Basidiomycota; Tremellomycetes; Tremellales; Tremellaceae
Exons: 3
Coding region: 1-462 (153 amino acids)
Source: RefSeq, a predicted model, not a curated record